UUCCGAUGGUUCAUGCCGCCUCACAGCCACACCUGCCUUCUAACAUACCUAAACCUUCUUCCUCCCGUACACCUGUCCCUCACACACCUGACCUACCUCCGCUUCUCACUCAUUCCGAAACACCUGACCUUCUCACCUCCUACACACACGUCUCUCACCAACACCUAAUCUCUCUCCCACCUGUCUUGCGCGCCUCACACACAUCUGGCACUCCUUUACACCUGUCCCCCGCAGCCGCCUCACCUGUGCACUCCAACACUCGCGCCCGGAGUCUAAUUGCAAGGGAAACAAGGGCAACAACACUCCCGCAGCCUCACGUCAUUCACUCAUCAACUAACAGCCACGCAAGCAGCGGCGCCUCUCCCCUCCCUGCCCUCCUGGCGUGGGUGUGGCGCCGGGCCUCUCCCCCCACCUCCCUCCUGCUCCUCUUCGAUCACACAGCGCAAGGCACGGGGACGCUGCAUGAGGUGGUGAGGGAGGAAUCCUGGGGGUCCUUAUGGCUUCUAGGAUACACGAAGGACCUCACGCCACUGAAAAACAUCCUACUCAAGCGUUCCUUCUCCCUGCCUCCGUCCACUACCGUCCUUCUUCUCUGCUCCUCAACCAACGCCUCCUCCGUUUUCUCUUUCGUAAAGGAGCACAACUUGGAGUCUCCUGGUGUGUGGUGGCUGGUGAUCGCUGAGUCAGACAUCUCGUGGCAGCUAGAGGGCGUUCUCCGUGAGGGUAGCCAGGUCGUGUUGGCGGUGCGCAGAUCCCCCUCGCUCUACGAAUUGCUGGUGGUCAAGAUGGAUACUGACGGCCGGUCCAGAUUCGUGAUAGGAGCUUACUGGGACUGGGAACUCAAUACUGAUAUCCCUGAGAGACGCCCUGAGACACCCACCCAUGAGCCCCUGACACCUAACCUGCUCCAAGUGUACCGGGACUUCGGGGGACGGCGCCUGGUGAUGGCUACGAAGCAAAACAUGCCUUUCGUCGGCCUCAAGGAAAAGCAAGACAAACAUCUGGUGGCGAACUCAGGGAUCGACGUUAGGAUAAUGGAAGCACUUGGCCAGCAACUCAACUUUACGUGCGUGGCGAAGUGGGAAUGGGUUAGGAAUGGGAUUGGAAUGGAUUAAGAGUGGGAAUUAGAAUAGAUCAGGUACUUUGGUGGUACUUUGUUCUCUGUCCGCGGUGGCUUGGGGAGGGACAGAGGCGAGGGCAAUGAGGGAGUGAUGCGCUCUUGUUGUCGUAAUGAACGUGGUGUUACUAGGAUUUAUGAGGCGCUAAUGAGGGAUUUAUGCCCCGCUGUGAUAGAGGAAGUAAUUGUGAGCGUGAGUUAUUCCUAGCCACUCAUUAUAGUGGUGUUUGUUAUUUGUGUUUUUUUUUUCUGGGGUCCUGUUAUUGUUUCUUAUUAUUAGUAGGUGUUUUCUGGUGUUUGUCAGAGUUACCUGCUCCUGUACGGCUGCUAAUUCACACCUGCCUCACCUUUACCUGUGUGGUUACUAAUUUACAUGUGCCUCAGCUGUCUCUGACCCUGGACAAUAUUCUGAAACUCUUCUGCGCCUCACCUCCACUACAUUCAAAAGGCUCUGGUUGAAGUGACACGGGUUUUUAAGGAUGUCUUUACGGUUCUAGUGACAGAUUAACAAGAUUUCUACAUUAUUAAAAGGAGAAACACUCUUGAGAACCCGGCUAAUCAUCUCUGUGGCCUUUGAAAAUAGUCGUG
Molecule: messenger RNA, 1705 nt
Organism: Scylla paramamosain (green mud crab)
Lineage: Eukaryota; Metazoa; Arthropoda; Malacostraca; Decapoda; Portunidae
Exons: 6
Coding region: 6-1115 (369 amino acids)
Source: RefSeq, a predicted model, not a curated record